AUGGCUUUGACCGUCGAGCUCAACACCCCCAUCACGGGCACCUACACUCAGCCCAUUGGCCUGUUCAUCAACAACGAAUGGGUUGAGGGUGUCGACAAGAAGAAAUUCGAGGUCAUCAACCCCGCCACCGAAGAGGUCAUCACCUCCGUCUGCGAAGGUACCGAGAAGGACGUCGAUCUGGCCGUCGCCGCCGCCCGCAAGGCCUUCAACACAACAUGGAAGGCCACUUCCCCCGGCGAGCGAUCCCGCCUGAUCCUCAAGCUCGCUGAUCUCGCCGAGAAGAACUCCGAGCUCCUCUCCGCCGUCGAGUCUCUCGACAACGGCAAGUCCAUCACCAUGGCCAGGGGCGACGUCGGCGCUGUCAUCGGAUGCAUCCGUUACUAUGGUGGCUGGGCCGACAAGAUUGAGGGCAAGACGCUGGACAUUGCCCCCGACAUGUUCAACUACACUCGCCCGGAGCCUCUUGGUGUCUGCGGUCAGAUCAUUCCCUGGAACUUCCCCCUGCUCAUGCUUGCCUGGAAGAUCGGACCUGCGCUGGCCACCGGCAACACCAUCGUCAUGAAGUCUGCUGAGCAGACUCCCCUGUCUGCCCUCGUCUUCGCCAGCCUCGUCAAGGAGGCUGGUUUCCCUCCCGGAGUCUUCAACCUCAUCUCCGGCUUCGGCAAGACGGCCGGCGCCGCCAUCGCCGCCCACAUGGACAUUGACAAGGUCGCCUUCACCGGCUCCACCAUUGUCGGCCGCUCCAUCAUGAAGGCUGCUGCCGCUUCCAACCUCAAGAAGGUCACCCUCGAGCUGGGCGGCAAGUCCCCCAACAUUGUCUUCAACGACGCCGACAUCGAGCAGGCCAUCUCAUGGGUCAACUUUGGCAUCUACUACAACCACGGCCAGACCUGCUGCGCCGGCACCCGUAUCUUUGUGCAGGAGGGCAUCUACGACAAGUUCCUCGAGGCCUUCAAGGAGCGCGCCCAGAAGAACAAGGUCGGCGACCCCUUCCACCACGAGACCUUCCAGGGCCCCCAGGUCAGCCAGCUGCAGUUCGACCGCAUCAUGGGCUACAUCAAGUCCGGCAAGGAGGAGGGCGCCAAGGUCGAGAUUGGCGGCGAGCGCCACGGCGACAAGGGCUACUUCAUCAAGCCCACCGUCUUCAGCAACGUUCACCCUGACAUGAAGAUUAUGCGCGAGGAGAUCUUUGGCCCCGUCGCCGCCAUUGCCAAGUUCAAGGACGAGGAGGAGGUGAUCCGCAUGGGCAACGACUCCAACUACGGUCUCGCCGCCGCCGUCCACACGCGGGAUCUCAACACAGCCAUCCGUGUCAGCAACGCCCUCCAGGCCGGUACCGUCUGGGUCAACUGCUACAACCUGCUGCACCACCAGAUGCCCUUUGGCGGCUACAAGGAGUCUGGCAUUGGCCGCGAGCUGGGCGAGGCUGCGCUGGCCAACUACACUCAGAACAAGUCCGUGGCCAUUCGCCUGGGCGGUGCCUUGUUUUAA
Molecule: messenger RNA, 1491 nt
Organism: Trichoderma citrinoviride
Lineage: Eukaryota; Fungi; Ascomycota; Sordariomycetes; Hypocreales; Hypocreaceae
Product: aldehyde dehydrogenase
Exons: 3
Coding region: 1-1491 (496 amino acids)
Molecular function (GO): aldehyde dehydrogenase (NAD+) activity
Source: RefSeq, a predicted model, not a curated record